CAGCACACCUGUGCCUAUUUAAUGUCUCCAUAGCUGUUGUUGUGGAUUAGCAUUUCAUCAGGAUGGAUUAAGAUUGAAUUGACAUGAAGCUCUCAUACUCUCCACCAUCUCUCCUUUUCUUGCCAGGGAAUUUUUUUUCUCAUGGUAUAAUUUUAAAUAAAUUUUAAGUCUUGUGAAUGCGUAAAGCCUGCCUAUGUGUGUUUGUAUAUAAAAUAGCACUUAGUGGUCAUGAUCUGUGGUAGAAAAUAUACUAAAGAUGUGUGUAGGGCCUGAUGCAGUUGCAUCCAUCAGGCUAAAAUAGUGUCACAUGGAACAAAAGCUUUCGAGUUUUAUUUAGCCUUUAAUCCUCACACAGUGUUUGUGUAUUUGUCCAUGUGAGCUAGCCAUUGCAGGCAGGAAGGGAUAAAUCUGGAUUAAGCAGAGCAACUCCUUUCUGCAUCUGAAUUACACAGAAAAGACCUUUCCAUUCUACUUAUUUUGAGCCAGGCUGAGUUACUGUUAGAUGUUUCUUGUUUUGCAACUAAAGUUUCGAAGAAUAAAUAAUUCAGGCAGCACUUUGAAAUAGUAAACCACCUGCUGGACUAUUUCCUAAAGCCCAGAAGGAUUCAGAUACAGGGCUUCUGGGUUUUUUUUGUAUUUGUUUAUGUGUGUAACCUAAGAUUUUACAGGAGAGCUUUCCUGUCCUUCUUAAAAGCUAAAUAUUGCUGAAUGCCAGUUCCAAGCAGACAUAUUGGCCGCUCUCAGAGCUGGGAUGCUGCAGGAUGGGACGAAGGCUCCUGGGAGAACGACGCUACAUUUCAAUGCCAGAGACCUCCAGGGAGAAGGAAUUCACUAACCUAUGGUGGUGAGGGAUUUUGGUGUGAGCAGCCAAGCUGUAAACCACAUGAUAUCAUCUUGCAAGGAGGUACGGACUUGAAACAAGAUUUGUAUCGAUAUCCGGAGCCACAUUUUACACAGCGUUCCUUUUGGAGAGGUUCCAUUCCUGAUUUUGCAUAUUACGACAGACAGCCUGCGAUGUCCGCACGGAGUUCCUUGCCACCUCAGGAUUACUACAAUGAUCCUUCUUUAGCUACUAGAUCACCCAGAGAUUCAUGCUACUAUAGAGAUCAUGUGACUAACAGACCUUUAUCGAAUUAUGGCAUGCCUGGGGGUAGAUUGGCUUGGGACCAGAUGCAAGUACGGUCACCUGUACCACAUGAAGCCAGCCAUGUAUACAGAGAUCCUGUGAUCAGGAUGGUUCCCGAAGCACAGAGAAUUCGAAAUAGAGAUCCUUCUCUAACAAGGUAUGGUGUUGAACCCCCUGCAUCUAGAUGUAGAGGAGAACCUUCUGUAUUUCCUUAUCGACAAGUUUAUAAUGACGUAGUAGACAGAUCUGUAGAUUCUGCAGCCAGUAAACAAGUUGCUCCAACAUGUUUGGUAGUAGAUCCAAAUUCAGCUGCAGCCCCUGAUGGAAAUGUAAUGCUGCCUGCCACUUCUGUAAAUCGUGGUCAUGGACCAGUCAGAGACAAUUUCAGUACAAAAAUCCCUUAUGAUGGCUAUGAAGCAACAAUGACAUCUUCCCAAAUGCAGAUGCCUGCAUCUUUUCCAGGACAGAACAUUAAAAGGAAUGUGGAUCCAGAAUAUUUAGCCAUGAUGCGUUCUGAAGGAAUAUCAGAAAGCACUCUUGGUGCGUUGCUGCAGCAAGGAUUUGAUUCUCCAGGCUUGCUAGCAAUGAUGGAGGACAAUGACAUAAAAUCAGUAGCUCCAAAUCUAGGGCAGGCAAGAGUGCUUUCUCGAAUUGUUCAUACCUAUAAAGUAGAAAUGCAACUCCAGAGGCAGUCUAGGAAAAAUGCUGCUAUUUGUCCCAGAAACAGAUCAAAUAGUUUUAGUCACCGAAGCGAAUUGCUCCAGAAUGAGUACGGGACCCAUCCUUUCACCAACCCUGUGGUGGAUGGUGUAGCUGCAUAUCAGUCACCAACUGCUUCAAUGCAACCGCAGUCUCCAAGAAUAGCAGAAUUAACUCGCCGUCCAUCUAGUGCCCCAACACAACAUCUUUUGGAAACUGCAACAGGGUUUUCUCCUCAAGUCACUCCUUUCCUUCCCAGUUCUGGAUAUAGUGCUUCGGGCCCAUGCAAUAUGCAUAUUCGUCAAGCAACUGGCUAUUCUGGCCCCUCUGCGAGUCCUAUGAAUACGCUGCAAACAAAUCCACAUGCAAAUUCCAAAAUAGCCUAUUCAACCACAUACACCGUACCCAUGGAACUGAUGAAAAGAAAUCCACUAUCCUCCCCUGCUCACAGCCCUCACAACAGUCCUCAGAUUCUUCGAAAGCAAGGAGUCCAAGUCGAACCCAAUCUGGCUCCAGUGGGACUGAGUUUUCCUGGAUAUCAUUCGCCAUGUCAGAAAUCUACAAGGCGUACAGGUCCACCUGUCAUCGUCUCCACCAUGACAUCUCCUGAACCAAGUAUACGUCCACAAAUAAUGAAUGGCCCUUUGCAUCCUCGUCCAUUGGUGGCUUUGCUAGAUGGAAGGGAUUGUACAGUGGAGAUGCCUAUUUUGAAGGACUUGGCUACUGUUGCAUUCUGUGAUGCUCAAUCUACUCAGGAAAUACACGAAAAGGUUUUAAAUGAAGCUGUUGGAGCAAUGAUGUAUCACACUAUCACUCUCACCCGGGAGGACCUAGAGAAGUUCAAGGCCUUACGAGUCAUUGUUCGGAUAGGCAGCGGUUAUGACAACAUUGACAUCAAGGCUGCAGGGGAACUUGGGAUUGCUGUUUGCAACAUACCUUCUGCAGCAGUUGAAGAAACAGCUGAUUCUACCCUCUGCCACGUCCUGAAUCUGUACAGGCGGAACACUUGGCUCUACCAAGCUCUGAGGGAAGGAACUCGAGUGCAGAGUGUAGAACAGAUACGGGAAGUGGCUUCCGGAGCAGCCCGUAUUAGAGGCGAAACACUUGGCCUGAUCGGAUUUGGUCGCACUGCACAAGCAGUAGCUGUUCGAGCUAAAGCAUUUGGCUUCAACGUGAUCUUUUAUGACCCAUACCUGCAAGAUGGGAUUGAAAGGUCCCUGGGAGUUCAGCGCGUCUACACACUUCAGGAUCUGCUGUACCAGAGUGACUGCGUAUCAUUACACUGUAACCUCAAUGAACAUAAUCAUCACCUGAUCAAUGAUUUUACGAUUAAGCAGAUGAGACAAGGAGCUUUUUUGGUAAACACAGCACGGGGUGGUCUGGUGGAUGAAAAGGCCUUAACCCAAGCUCUGAAGGAAGGAAGGAUACGAGGGGCAGCACUGGAUGUCCACGAAUCAGAACCAUUUAGCUUUGCUCAAGGGCCCCUGAAAGAUGCGCCCAAUUUAAUUUGUACUCCACAUACUGCUUGGUACAGUGAACAGGCGUCACUGGAGAUGAGAGAAGCAGCUGCAACAGAGAUACGUCGAGCGAUCACAGGUCGCAUCCCCGAAAGCCUACGGAAUUGUGUGAACAAGGAAUUUUUUGUCACAACUGCUCCUUGGUCAGUAAUAGAUCAGCAAGCAAUUCAUCCAGAGCUCAAUGGUGCCACAUACAGAUAUCCACCAGGAAUGAUGAGUGUUACUCCAGGUGGAAUCCCAGCAGCUAUGGAAGGUAUCAUUCCAGGAGGGAUUCCAGUUACCCAUAAUCUUCCAACUGUGGCACACCCUUCUCAAGCUCCAUCUCCCAACCAGCCCUCAAAACAUGGGGAUAACAGGGAACAUCCAAAUGAGCAAUAGCAGACAAUUUAAAGCACUCCAAUUUGGGACCAAGAGACAUUGGAAAAGAAAAUGACAAACUGAAAGGAAUUUGAUACAAAAUUUGUAAGGUUCAUUUUGGACAGAUGCAUCACGAUGUUCCAGUGUUAACGACGACGACAACCACAAAAAUUAAAAGAUAGGAGUCAAGACUUAAGGGAGGGAGGGGGAAAACAGAAGAAGUCAUCUGCUUACUGAAGCACUGAAAACUAGGAUUUGAUAACAUUACUGAUCAGCUUCUGUUAUUGUGUAUUUAAGUUCUUUCAUCUUUACAUCAAUCACAAGAAUAAUAUAUGUACCUUCUAUGUCCCUUUGGGGAAAAACAGCUGAUUGAAGUAUCUAUUACUUAGAACAUAUCUAACAGCCCUAACAAAGCUUACAUGAUAAUAGAGAGGACGCCAUCCUGUGACUUCAGCCCUUUCCUUACUCAAUCACCUGGCUUCUCUUUCUACACCUUGAGGAAAGAUGACCCACACACGGGGAGAGAGUUUUGCUUGUUACAGUUAUCUGUAGCCACUAAUUUACUGGAGGGAUGCUACUCAAGUUUAAUUACAGUUAUAUAGUUUGGAGAGGGGAAAAGGCCUACGUUAACUUACUGCCUUUUUCACAGAACUUGAUGCUUCUCCUACAAGAUACACUUAAUAAAGUAGCUGUAAGUUCAAUAACACAUGUUGAUGAUGCAAAAAAAGUGUUAAGUCUCACAUUUAUAUUCAAAUAUAUUUUUCUCAGUUUUAAAUCCACAGCUAUUUUAUUGAGUGGAAAAGUCUUGAGCUGGAAAGGAUUCAAGAAUGUUGCAUUUCCUUAUGUCUCAGGAAAAAAAACACUUUUUAUGGUAACUUGUCAGACUGUAUGAACAAAACCCACUUUUUUAGACAUUGAAGUCUUCUUUUCUUCAUGUGGUAUUUUAUACAAGAACACUUCAAAAUGUGUUAUUAGAUGUGACUGAUUUUAACAAAUCCUAUUAGAUUUGUAUCAACUAGUUACAUGUUAUAUUCAUAGUCUUUUGUGAAACAUCACCUUUUUGUUGAAAAAGAUGGCUUAUUCUGAGCCUUUGUAUGGGUACAUUCUGUUUCUGUGAUAAAAGUUUUAAAAGCUGUCCCAAACAAAACAAAACCAGAACCAAUGGCUACCAGAAAUGUUUUGUUUUAGUGUAUUACCGUUACUGUAUUUGUUUAUUGUAAAGGUGGACAUAUAGCGUUCAGUGCAGUUUUCAAUAAAAAGUGACAAUUUCUAUAAUUUCA
Messenger RNA from Pantherophis guttatus, 4979 nucleotides. RefSeq names its product C-terminal binding protein 2 (gene CTBP2). Gene Ontology annotation, biological process: regulation of transcription by RNA polymerase II. The record is from RefSeq and is a predicted model, not a curated record. Gene Ontology annotation, cellular component: nucleus. Gene Ontology annotation, molecular function: transcription coregulator binding; DNA-binding transcription factor binding; oxidoreductase activity, acting on the CH-OH group of donors, NAD or NADP as acceptor. Lineage: Eukaryota; Metazoa; Chordata; Lepidosauria; Squamata; Colubridae.